AUGGUGGAUCUAGCCUCCGCCUCACCCGUUUCGAGAAGGGUGAGAGAGCAGCGGUGGGUGCAAGCGCCGAUGGGAGAGAGGGUGGGGGCGGUGCCGGGGUUGGGUGAGAGGAGAUUGGCGGUGCAGGCUGGGGGCGACGGCUGGUUUGGGAUGGGAGAGAGAAGGAAUCAUGAGGAGAGGAAGGCUGGCGGCGGCGGCUGGUUUAGGUUCGUCGACGACGCCGCCGGCGUCGACGACGAGUACGAGGAGGACGAGGAGGAGGAAGAGGAGGAGGAGGAGGCGGAGGAGCUGCAGGACGACCUCGACGACGGUUUCUUUACUGCGGGGAGGACAAAAGGUGUAAGAGUUGAAAGGUCACACCCUCUUCCAUUUCUUGGAAAUGUAAAGGAAGAGGAGCUGAGCGGUGAUGAACUUGAGCAAUUUAUCAAUGACCGUUACUCUAAUCGUGUGAGAUAUGCCGGUUAUGGUGGCUCUACCGAACAAUAUGAUGAUGAUGAGUCUACCAUGGAUGGUGUAAAAGAUCCUAUCAUCUGGAGGGUCAAAUGCAUGGUUGGGCGGGAGCGCCAAAUGGCUUUCUGCUUCAUGCAGAAGUUUCUUCAUCUGCAAAAGUUCGGUACCAAAGUGCCAAUUAUCUCAGCAUUCUCACUUGAUCAUGUGAGAGGAUCUGUUUUUGUUGAAGCUGAGAAGGCUUGUGACGUUACUGAGGCAUGCAAAGGAUUUUGCGAUGUUUAUGUAAACCGAACUAGUACUGUCCCAGUAGCUGAAGUUCGUAGCUUGCUAUCAACUCGUGCAAAACCAUUUGAAGUUUCUCCAGGUACAUGGGUGCGCAUGAAAAGUGGAAACUAUAAAGGAGAUCUAGCACAGGGUGGUGCUAUUCCCCUAAAAGGUGCGGCAGUUCCUGCGCCGCGACUAAUCAGCUCGCAGGAGCUAGAGUUCUUUGGACCUCAUAUCGAAAGUAAGCGUGAUCGUCAGACUGGUGAUGUUUUUGAAGUGCUUGAUGGUCUGAUGUUCAAAGAUGGUUUCCUGUAUAAGCGAGUUGCACUUAGUUCUUUGAUUUACUGGGGGAUACAACCAACGGAUACCGAGAUUCUCAAGUUCUCUUCUAGUCCAAGCAUUAAAAGUUCUGCCGAUGACAUGGAUUGGGUCUCCGGCAUCUAUGGUCAUAAUAAGAAAAGAAAUGUGCCCAGAGAACCGGAUAUGAAGAAAUCAGCAUCUUCUAAAGACAAAAGCUCCAAGGCAUCAAAUCUUAAAGGUUCCACUUCUACUGAAAACUGUGAUGAUGAUGAUGAUGAUGCUCAAUUCAACCUCCACGAUCUUGUAACCUUUGGCCGAAAAGAUUUUGGAGUGAUUAUUGCUGUUGAGAAAGAUGGUUUUAAGAUUUUAAAAGGUGGCCCUGAAGGAUCUGCUGUGACAGUUAGAAAGCAAGAUAUUAAGAAAGGAAUUGUAGACAAAAUGUUUACAGCUGUUGACCAUCAGAACAAGUCAAUAUCCAUGAAUGACACUGUUAAAGUUCUGGAAGGACCAGUUCAGGGCAAGCAAGGAGUUGUUAAACACUUGUAUAUGGGAAUACUUUUUAUAUAUGAUGAAAGCGAAAGUGAGAACAGUGGAUUUUUCUGUGCUCAGUGUGGGUCAUGUGAAAAUGUAAAGAAAAGGAGGGACGUGACAAAUUCGGACAACCCUAUGUUCUCGGAGUCAGCUUUCAUAUCAUCUGAGCAAAAUGAACAACGAAAUAAUGAAAGGCCUUACAGGGCACCCAGAGAACAACUCUUCCAAGUCGGAGAGGUGCUGCGUUUUCGAAGGGGUCCUUUGAAGGGUUAUCUCUGCCGUGUAGUUCGGAUAUUUAGAAAUGAUGUAACUGUUAAGCUAGAUUCUCUACUGAAGAUUGUUACAGUGCAAGCAGAGUUUCUCUCAGUCCCAACUAAAAGAGGGGAUAACUCGUCUAGUGCUCCAUCUGGUAAUUUUGGAACUCAGGAUACACCAUUCACUGAAGCUGCUAAAACCUCAUGGGACAAUGGAUUUGCAUCUCUUGGCAGUGAUUCUUGGCAACCUUUUUCAAGUUCUGCGUUACCAGCCCAGAAUGCAGAUGGAGAAACAGAAGCUGAUCCCUGGUCUAAGAAACCAACAUCUUCUGCUGAUGGUGAUUCUGAUCCAUGGGGUAACAAAACAACAUCUGCAGCUGUUGAUAUAUGGAACAACAGCACUACACAAAAGGAAAGCUCCACCGACAAUGCCUGGGGUAAAGAAGCCGGAGGUGGUGGAUUUGAUGCUGGUGGCAGCUCUUGGGGUGGAGGAGCAGUCAACAAGGAUAGUGAAAAGAGUGGCAACUGGGGUGAGGCAUGCAAGCAGGUGGACACGGCAACUGGUGGUGAUACAGAUCCUUGGGGCAGUAAGGUCAAAGAAGUAGUUAUGAAAGAAGCAGAUAGCUGGGAGAAGUCAUCAUGGUCACCAAAGAAGAAGUUGGAGGGUGAUGAUCAAGGAUGGGGCCAACCUUUUGGCAAGUCAAACCAAGAUCAAGAAAAAGGCACAGUUCCGAAGGACGCAGACAAGGGUGGGUCUUGGGAUACCACUGUUGCUAUUUGUGUCGGUUCAGAUGAUAAUGAUGCCUGGGCUAAAUCUGCUACUUUGCCUGUUGCUCAAGAUGAUGCCUGGGGGAAGUCAAAAGAGUCAGGCCAAAACAGCGGCUCUGGAGGCUGGGAUACUGUUGCUGUGGGCCAAGGACAAGAUGAAGCAUGGGGCAAUCCAAAAGAUUCAGGUGCCAAGUCUGAAGAAACAAAUAAUGGAAGUGGGAACUGGAACAAAGCUGGCUCAUCAGACCAAGUUGGUGGCAGUGAUUGGGGUAAACCGAAAAUUUCUGGCGGUGCUGGUUCAUCAAGCUGGAACAAGGGAGAGUCAGCUGAGGGGGAUAAUCAGAAUAGCACCUGGAGCAGACCUGCUGGAAACUUUGAAGGUGGCCGUGGGUUCGGGCGAGGACGUGGGAGAGGCCGGGGCCGGGAAUCUUGGGAUUCUGGUGACAGAAAUGACCAAGAAAGCUGGAAGGGCUCAUGGCGUAAUGACAGUUCUGCAAAGCCCUCUUGGGGGUCUGAUACACAGGUAGGUAAUGAAGGUGGAGAUUCUGGUGGAUACCGGGGGAGGGGAAGAGGGAGGGGCCAAUAUGGAGGACGAGGGGGAGGAAGAGACAAUGGUUGGAGAAAUGGAGAUCGAGGUAGUUCUGAGUUUGGAAAGGAAAGGAGCAGUAGUGAUACACCAAACUGGGGAAACAGUCAGCCUUGGAGUGCCAAUGAAGGCACCAAGCCAUGUGAUGAAAAUCAGACUCCCGCUUGGAAUUCCUCAGAGGAUAAAAAACUGUCUGGAGGCGAGCAAGGUGAUCCUUGGGCGAGCAAGGUGACUGCUAAAGGCCAAGAACAACAAACUGAUGCUUGGUCAAGCAAGGCUGCAGGUGCUGAGAACAAUGAUUGCUGGAAUACGAAGGCGGAAGAGUCUUCCUGUAACACUGGGGCAAAAUGGGAGGAUGCUGCAUCAGGUGAAAAACAACAAGAUGAUCCGUGGUCAAACAAGAUCAGUUCUACUACUAAAGGCAAAGAGCAAGAAACUGAUCCAUGGGCAAGCAAGGUGUCUUCUACUGCAGCAGAGGAAAAAGCUGACCCCUGGAGUACUAAAGGGGGCAAUGGGAAUGAUGGGGGUUGGAACAAUGCUGGCUCGUCUUCUUGGGGCAAACCAAGUUCCUCAAGUGGAGAUCAAGAACCUGCUUGGAACGAGCCAAAAUAUGGUGAUGAUAAUGCUGGAUAUGGUAGGGGUGGAUUUGGACGUGGGAAUCGUGGCAGAGGUAGGGGAAGGUUUGGGGACAGUGGAUCUUCAUGGAAUGGAGGAGGCAACACAAAUGAUGGAUCAGGUGGAGGAAGGUCUGAAGAUCAGUGGAACAGUAGGGAUUCCGAUGGUGGCAGAGGAAGGGGCAGAGGUCGCUUUGGUCGAGGUGAUCGCUAUCAAGGUAACAACUUUGGGUCAGGAGACGGGGAUGGUGGCAGUUGGGGCUCUGGCAGGGGAAACAGAGGCCGUGGUGGUGGUUACAGAAACAAUGGAAAUGACAACAAUGAGGGAAGGGCCUCCAGUCAAGACCGCGGUGGUGGCUGGUCUCACUCUUCUGCUUGGAAUGCUGAUAAAAAGGGAAGCGCUGAAGACGAUCAAUCUUUCUCAAAGGGCAAGUCCAGCUGGGGGAGUGACAACAACGGUAGCUGGGGAGCUCCAAAACCAUCUGGUGGUGAUGAUCAGGCAGGAAAGAAGGAUGGAAACAACACCUGGAGUCAAAACAAGCCAUUUUCUGGCGAUGGAUCCUCUAUCCUGGGCCAGUGGGCUCCUGCUGGCGGCGCCACCGCUGGUACUGCAGGAUCUGCAGGCGGAGGAGGAUCAUGGGGAAAGAGCAAUGAAGAUAGCUGGAAUUCUUCAAAAGGAACUGGAGGCUCAGAAGGUGGUUCGAAGAAGGAAGGAUCCUGGGACAAGGCUGAAGGGAGCGGGAGCCAAGGCGGAGGUGGCGGCAGUUCUUGGGACAAGGUGGCCAGUGGCGGAUGGGACAGCAACAAGGGCGCGGAUGCCGGCAAUGGUGGUGGCAGUGGGUGGUAA
Molecule: messenger RNA, 4614 nt
Organism: Triticum turgidum subsp. durum (durum wheat)
Lineage: Eukaryota; Viridiplantae; Streptophyta; Magnoliopsida; Poales; Poaceae
Source: the annotation of a GenBank genome assembly